AUCAUUGCUUGUCGUUGCAGCACACUCAAGCAAAAGUCAAAUCAACUUCAAUUAAUUCCACUUAAUUCCUUCUAAGCAAGAUUCAAUAGUAUCAACAACUCACGAUUAAAAACCAAGAAUUCUUCAUUUUUUUGAUUGAAGCCCACAGACAGACAGAGAGGAUGAUGUUCCGAAAGGAAUACCUAGACCUUAUCUUGGUUCCAUGUGGUCUUAUCAUCAUGUUCGCUUAUCAUCUCAUCCUCCUCUACAGAUGCCUUAAGCUUCCUCACACCACCGUGAUCGGCUUCGAGAACAACGACAAGAAAACUUGGGUCGAAAAACUUAUGCAGUCAGAAAAUCGGGACGUGAAAACCGCCCUGGAUGUAAUAUCGGCGAACAUCUCGGCGGCGACAUUCUUAGCCUCGGUGUCCCUAACUCUAAGCGCGCUGAUCGGAGCGUGGAUCGCCAACAAUUCCAACAUUUUCCAGAGCGAGUUGAUCUACGGUGACACUCGCCCCGCAACCAUGUCCAUCAAGUACAUAACCCUCCUCAUCUGCUUCCUCCUCGCAUUUUCGUGCUUCGUCCAGUCCUCCAGGUGCUUCAUCCACGCCAAUUAUCUAAUCAGCACCCCCGACAGCGACAUCUCCACGGAGUACGUGGAAUUGGCAGUCAUUCGCGGCGGCGACUUCUGGUCCGUCGGGCUGAGAGCACUGUACUUUGCUAUAACGUUGCUGCUGUGGUUUUUCGGUCCGAUACCGAUGUUUGCGACGUCGGUGACGAUGGUGGUGCUCCUCCAUUAUUUGGACAGCGACACCACUUCGCUGAAGAAGACUCAAUCCCUCAGGAAGGAAAAGCUAAAGAAAUUAAGGGAGAUAAUUUGAAGUCGCCGGUUGAGUGUUCAUAUUAACAUUCUAAAUUUACUUCAAAGAUGGGAAAUAAGAAUUCUUUAUCAAAAAACAUCAACACUGGGUGAUUAUCUAAAUUGUUUGAUUAAUUGUUGUGAUUAAUCUUAAUCUUUCAUUGAAAUACCUUGCUGAUGAGUAUGGACGAAGGGUCACCAAAUUAUAAAACUUCCAAACAAAGCGAAUUCCUUGA
Molecule: messenger RNA, 1074 nt
Organism: Sesamum indicum (sesame)
Lineage: Eukaryota; Viridiplantae; Streptophyta; Magnoliopsida; Lamiales; Pedaliaceae
Product: spastin, putative (Protein of unknown function, DUF599)
Source: RefSeq, a predicted model, not a curated record